UCCGGAAGUUACGUCAGCAGCCGUGGCAAUGGAGGACGUGUUGGAUCUCAGCGAGGAGAAGCGCCGCGGAUCGGCCUCUUCAGGAGCAAAAAUGGGUCGUCGAGCUCAUCAGGAGUCACCUCAAACAGAGAAUCAGCUUGCCAAGAAAAAUUCUAAUUUGUCUGGAGAGGGUCCCCCACCAAAACCAGCCCGACGACAAGGAGGAUGGGCAGAUGAUUCUGUGAAAAUCUCAAAGUCAGGAAGAAAGAUUAUUGAAGAAAUAGAAGACCAACGCCUCAGACAACGGAGCAUAGAAGGAUCUGAUGAUGGAGGAGGACUUUGGAAUCUUGGGUCUGCAGAACGACAUGAAGUUUUCUCCAAGGCAGCUUUCUCCUCCUUACUGCAUCUCUUACUCUGGAGCACCCUGAGGCCUCCAAAAGCUGAGCUGUCCAUUGCUGGAGAGGAAGGAGGACAAGGAGCUGAGAUUCUGUUGUCAGUCUCCAGCUUCACUCAGCCAGGCUGGAAUGUAUCAGAUUGGAGAUUUGAAGUCCUAAAGUUUCUUCCUAGAAGAGAAGGAACCUAUGUGAUUUACCUCAAGGGUGGAGAUAAGGAAAAAUGAUUUGAAUAUAGAUCUAUUAAGGACAGACCAAUAGAACUGGAAUUAUUUUGCUUACAAUAAAGGAUAAGGAGCAAUUUGAAAUUCAGUAGGCAUUUGAGGAAUGAUGUGUUAUUUCUAAGGAGGACUACGCAGGGUUUUAACUACAAUAAGCAGGAGUUGUUAAGUUUGUUAGCUGCCAAAUAGGCAUUUAGAUGGACAGUCAGGUGGAUAGAAUGCCAGGCCUAGAGUCAGGAAAUUCUGAGUUCAAAUGUGGUCUCAGACACUUACUAGCUAUAUAACUCUAGAUAAGUCAUUUAAGCCUUGUCAAUUUGUUUCCCCUUCUGUAAAAUGGGGAUAAUAAUAGUACCUACCUCACAGGAUGGUUGUAUGGAUCAAAGGAGAUAAUAAGUCAAGGCCUGGCAAAUCUUAAAAGUGCUAUAUAAAUAUUAGUAGAUCUAAGAAAAAACAGAAAGCUUCCAACCUAUAACUUCAUAGAGGAAGUUGAAAAAUUUCAGUGGGGAUUGAGAAAAAUAUCUCAUAUCCACAUGCAUUGUUUUGUCUGCCCCUCAACAAACCUGUGAAGUAAGAAAUAAAAAUAUUAUUUCCAUUUUACAGGUUUGGAAACAAUGAUUGAAAAUAUUAAGUAUUUUGCUUAAAAUUAGAAGGCUAAUUAUCAGCAGAGCUAGUCUUGGAAGCAGACUGCUUUUACCUUUAGAAGAUGCUAGUUACUCAUGUGCCCAGAUGGCGUAUGUGCAUUCUUGCAGGAACCCAAGAGCCAGUCUAGGUAAUUUCUGAGGUCCCUUCUAGUGAUUUGUUUUUAUGCAGGGGAUCUUUUGGAAUGAAGUAAAUUUGGAAAGUAUACAAGCUUGGGGAAAUUCCAAAGAAGCAGAAUUAGGAAAAAGGGAGGAAACAAUCCCCUCUCCUCCCCCAUUCCUGCCCCCAGCUCUUGCUCUCCCCCUUUUUUGGAACCAUAGAUAUAGAAAAAAAAACAGGAAAUCAUGGGAUGGUGGGAACAGGCGAGGAGAACCUGCCCCUCUUGGGGCUGUGACGAAGAGAAUUAAUUCACAGCAUAUGUUUGUAGCAUCUGUCACGGUGACCUGGAGUGGAGGGAUCAGCGACUGUGGGGGCAGAGCCAGAGUUCCGCAUUAGCCCUGAUUCCCCUGGCUGCGUGCAGAGCCCCAUCCUUGGCUCCUCCUGAACAAGUGACUGGGCCAGUGGCCCAGGAACAUCUGCCACAUCUGCAGCCAAGCGGUGCUGCCUGGGAGAGGAGGAGAAGAUCCGGUCUGCAGUCUCCUCCUCAGACACAACAAGAAGAAAGGGACACGUGUACUCUUGUGAUAGCCAAUACUUGGAAACGAAGUGGGUGCAAUCAGCUGGGGGAUGGCUGGAAAAUUUGUGGUUUCUGAAUGUAGUCACGUAGGACUGUGCAGUGGGCAGUGACAAAGGAGAAGAACGGAGAGAUAUGGAGAAAGAUUUGUGUGAACUGAUGCACAUUACAGGAGGCAGGACCAAAAGAAUAGUGUGUUCGGUCAAUAAUAGCUGACAUUUAAAAAUUACUUUAAGGUUUACAAAGUGCUUUACCUAUGUCAUCUCAUGUAAUCCUCACUACAAUCUUGGGAGGCAGAUUUUAUUAUUACUUUCAUUUUCCCCAUAAGAGAGCAAGGACUAUCUUGUGCCUCUUCCUGUAUCCCUAGUACUUAGCACAGUGCUUGGCCCACAGCAGGCACUUACUAAAUAUUGAUUGAUUAGGAAACUGAGGAUGAGAGAAGGUUAAUGACUUGGUCAGGAUUACAUAGCUAAUAAGGGUCUGAGGCAGGAUUUGAACAGAGGUCUUUCUGACAACUCUAAGACUCUAAAUCUGAUGACUAAGGCCACCUAGUCGCUGCUAAAGUGUCUGACUCUUGGUGACCCCAUUUGGCGUUUUCUUGGCGAAGAUAUUGGAGUGAUUUAUCAUUUCCUUCUCUAUCUCAUUUUCGCAGAUGAGGGAACUGAGGCAGACAGGGUUAAGUGAUUUGCCCAGGAUCACACAGCAAAGUAAGCAUCUGAGGUAGGAUUUGAACUCCAGUCUUUUCUAAGCCUGAUCCUCUGUCUGUUGCACCACCUAGCCACCUAUUGUAGUAAAGUGAUUAUAACAAUGUAAAUGAAAAAAAUCACUAAUAGGAAGCUAAACUCUGGAUAAUGGAAAAAUCAGAGAAUUAGAAAAAAAAUAAUCAGGCAUUUCUCUUCUCACUGCUGUGAGUCAGGCAACAAGUGGGAUAGAAUAUGUAUAUGUUAUCAGACAAAGUUUCUCUAUUAAUUGAUUUUGCUUUACCUAAAGGUAGGGUCCAAUCUGGACUUGGAUAGUAAAUGACUGCAAUGUAAAAACAAGACCAGAAAAACAUGAUUUUUUUAAAGUGAGGGAUGGGGAAAGGGAACAAAUACAAAGAUCUAUCAGAAAAUCCAAUUCUUCAUGUCAUCCUAAAAAAAAAAGGAGCAACUUUGAAUGAAAUAAACUAUCCACAUAUUUUGAAUAAGAGUUUGGUAUUCUGGUACAUCUGGUACUCUGGACGUCAUUCCUUUUUUCUGCAGUUAACCACUGGUUUUCUUCAAGAAAAUUCCAGAACCCCUCUGGUAGUAUUUGAGCCACCAGGAACUUAGCAUGGGCCUCCAGGAGAGUCACAGCAACUUUAGAUCUGGCACAUAUCAGAAAUGUAUCUCAUAAGAACUAGAGCAGGAAGGAAUCUUAGACAUCAAGUAGUCUAGUUCUGUUGUUUUAGAGGUCAGAAAACUGAAGUUCAUAAUAAGAUGAAGAGGCUUGUCCACAAUCACUUAAGCAAUUACUGGCAGAGCUGAGACUAAAAAUCUAAUCUCCUGAUUUCCAAUGUGGUGUUCUUUCAUUAAAAAAACUAAUGAUAUUUUGUUUUCUUUGAUUAUAUCUUCUUUUCCUUUCUCCCUUUCCCUUGCUUUCCCCACUCUUUUCCUUUUCCCUCCUCUUCCCUCCUGUCUCUUCCUCUAUUCCCUUCCAUUUCCCUUUCCUUCUCUAUAGGUAAAGAAAAUGAAUUGACACAUCAACCAGAUCUGACACUAUAUGUAGGAGUCUACAGCCAUGGUCUACUACCUCUAUCCUGAAAGGAGGAAAAUAAAUUCUAUCAUCUGUCCUCUGGGAUUAGUGUUAUUUCUGUACUUUGGUUAUUUUUUAGUGUUGGGUUAUUAAUAAUAAGACAAUAAAUUUGAAAAUUAAUAAACAAUACUUAACAAAUUAAUAAAA
Antechinus flavipes (yellow-footed antechinus) is the source of this 3824-nucleotide messenger RNA. It is a transcript of the gene IFT43, whose product is annotated as intraflagellar transport 43. The transcript is spliced from 7 exons. Gene Ontology annotation, cellular component: intraciliary transport particle A; cilium. Lineage: Eukaryota; Metazoa; Chordata; Mammalia; Dasyuromorphia; Dasyuridae. Bases 29 to 598 code for a protein of 189 amino acids. The record is from RefSeq and is a predicted model, not a curated record. Gene Ontology annotation, biological process: intraciliary retrograde transport.